AGUUUCCCUACAAAUACAAGUGACCUGCAUGUCAUGGAGGACAAACGAGCCCUUGUUCUUUCUAAGCUGUGCGAGUUGCAGGGCUGUUUGAUCCUAGUAGGGAUUAUCCACUGCCUUGUCGGACUUACAGGGAUCGGUGGCCUCCUUCUGAAGUUUAUUGGGCCUGUUACAAUUGUCCCCGCCAUGUUACUUAUGGGGACUUAUCUGGCUAGGGCAACUGCAAAGUUUGCAAGAGUUCACUGGGGCAUUGCCGUUGUCACAUCGGUUACAGCUAUCGUGAUGUCUCAAUAUCUCAGCAAGCGGAAAACGCCGUGUCCUGCCUGGUCUAGGAAAAAAGGUUUUCACAUCUUUUGGUAUCCCUUCCACCAAAUAUUUUCGAUUCUGAUUGGUAUAUUGGUCGGUUGGGGUGUAGCAGCUUUGAUGACGUAUGCAGGGGCAUUGACAGACGAUUCCUCAAAGGCAGAAUUCAUGGCCAGGACUGAUGCACGUGCUGAUAUCAUCUGGAACGCCAACUGGUUCAAAGUGCCAUAUCCAAAUCAAUUUGGAACGCCAACCUUCAACACAGGAGUGUUUAUAGCUUUCUUCAUUGGUACACUUAACUCCAUCCUCGAUUCCAUCGGAGAUUACUACGCAUGCGCAAGAACUUGUAACGUUCCCCCGCCGCCUCGCUUUGCCGUUAACAGAGCUAUCACAGUGGAAGGCUUUGGUACCACAUUGUCAGGGGUCUUGGGGUGUGGCCACGCUACCACCACGUAUGGAGGGAACAUCGGGGUCCUGGGGGUUACAAAGGUAGCCAGUCGGGAUGUUAUGCUGUGGACGGCAGUCAUGUAUAUAGUUUUUGGCCUCGUAGGGAAAGUGUCGGCAGUCUUCAUAACCAUACCACUUCCGGUCCUAGGUGGCGCCAUGAUCGUUAUGUUUGGAAUGUUUAAUGGGAUUGUCCUGUCCAACCUCCAAGUGGUAUCGCUUUCAUCUACUCGUAAUCUCGCUAUCAUCGGAACCUCUAUACUUGUUGGUCUGAUGGUCCCCUACUGGCUAGAGGUCUAUCCGGAUGAUCUCAAAACAGGCAAUGCCUAUAACGACAACAUAUUAAAGACACUAUUAUCAAACCCCAUCCUGUGUGGAGGUAUUAUAGCGGGCUUCUUGGACAACACAGUUCCGGGUACGGCCAGAGAGCGAGGGAUCACAGCUUGGCAGGAGCCCGAAAAGUGUGGACAAACCCUGAAGUACAGUGAAGGACUGGAAAUAUACACUCCUCUUCUGCCAGCGCGCUUGCUCUCUUGGAGGGUGAUGAAGUACUUGCCCUUCUGUCAGUAUAAGCCUGUUGAAGACAACGUGUGUGACCACAAAGAACAUACUGUAUAGGGCUAAGGAGGACAAUGUCGGUCCUUCAGGCAGUGUUGUCUUCACUCUAUUUAAUUGAAAGAUAAAUUUCCGUUUCUUAGAAACAUGUUACUUAUUUCUUCGAUGCUUUUGCUUCCUAAAACAGCAUUGAUAAGCAUUUUGGAAAAAUACAAAUAAAUAUUUUUAAGGAU
Mizuhopecten yessoensis (Yesso scallop) is the source of this 1532-nucleotide messenger RNA. Its product is annotated as solute carrier family 23 member 2-like. Bases 34 to 1362 code for a protein of 442 amino acids. The record is from RefSeq and is a predicted model, not a curated record. Gene Ontology annotation, cellular component: membrane. Gene Ontology annotation, molecular function: transmembrane transporter activity. Lineage: Eukaryota; Metazoa; Mollusca; Bivalvia; Pectinida; Pectinidae. Gene Ontology annotation, biological process: transmembrane transport. The transcript has 8 exons.